This is a messenger RNA of Drosophila grimshawi, 4422 nucleotides long. RefSeq lists its product as uncharacterized. Lineage: Eukaryota; Metazoa; Arthropoda; Insecta; Diptera; Drosophilidae. The transcript has 5 exons. The record is from RefSeq and is a predicted model, not a curated record. The coding region runs from base 363 to 3881 and encodes 1172 amino acids.
UUAUAUGCCGUCAGCCUGGCGAAGAGCAGAAUUUUGAAGACGUCCAGAAUUAAAAACUCUACUUUGAAUAAUAAGACAGCGAGAAUUUGCCGGGUUGCUGUUGUCCCAAAUUGUGUGCCAGGCAUGCGUUGGUGUUUGUGUUCUUUUUUGUUGCAAAUAAAUAGCACGCUGUGUUGUUAUUAGUGCUGCAGCAGCCCACUGGCUUGCCAGUAUUUUGCACUAGCUUAACGUGUGUGGCUGCUGUAUGUGUGCGUGUGUUUGUGUGUGAAUACAUACAUUUAUAUAUAUAUAUAUAAAGAAGAUAUUCCUUGCUUCAAAUCCACGUGUGAGUAGUCUCACUAUUCUAGCCGGCAUAUUACAAAAUGAGCAGCACACCGAGCGAAGAACCUGCGCUGACGGUCACGUUGCAGGCAACGCCAGCGACGCCAUCGCCAUCUCUCAAGGCAUUUGACUUUGAUUUUUCGGGUACGAAUUAUGAAAUGGACGCAAGCAUUUCAGAGGAGGAGCGGCGCUUCUACCUCAAAAUGUACCCCACCGUGGAUGUGGUUAAUCAGCGUAAGGUUCAUUGCACCGUUUGCCGUUCGCACAUUGGCACAGCCGCCACUACAGACGGCAACAUCAGAAUGCAUCCCAUACUGCGUGUAACGCACUGCAUCAAGUGCCACGAAUUUUACAAUAGUGGGGAGUUUUCCAAGGGUGAAGACGGCUCGGAGCUUUAUUGUCGCUGGUGUGGGCAGGGCGGUGAGGUAUAUUGCUGCUCCACCUGCCCGUUUGUGUUCUGCAAAUCGUGCAUCAUAAAGAACUUGUCGCGCGGUGUAAUUGUGGACAUUGAGCAGAACGAGAACUGGAACUGCUUCAAGUGCACUUCCAAAAUACUGUGGCCACUUCGCGCCCAGCACUGGGCCCUCAUCAACUACAUAAAAACCCAAAAGAACGGCCUGCAAUCGAUGCAGUUGUCCGAAAUGGAAUUGCGUAAGCAUAUGCACAAGGACCACAGCACAUGUUGUCGACUCGCCAAGGCAAAGUCCACCAGCCUUUCGGAUUCCAUGGAGAGCCUUGAGUCGAAUGCUUCCAAGCGCAGUCAUGCCAGUUCUGUACACUCUGUCAAGAAAUCAGUGAAACCGCAGGUCCAACCUGCCAAGCGUUCCAAAAUGUCCAACGAUGAAGUUGUCUGUACACCCGAUCUACUCAGCAUGCUGGAGCCGGACUGUCAAAUCUCAGUUGCACAAAAGCCAGGCCUCCGCUCUCUAACACCAGCGUCCAACAUCACAACAACGCCGCGUAUCAUAACUGUGCAACAAAACUACAGUGGUCCCAGUCCCAGUAAUAAUGGGAGCUCAUCCUCCGCCAGUCCGCUAAUCAGCUUACCACCGCCACUAGUGCUAAGCAGCUCGGGCAUGCGCUAUCGCCAAGCUGCACCCAGUUCAGCUUCAGUUGUGCGACGCACCGUGGUUCCAAAUACUAUGCGUAGUGCGGGUCCCGUUUUUCAUACAAUUAAUGGCUUUCGUGUUGAUCUCAAUAGUGCAGCACAGCAGGACUCCUAUCGCCUGCCCAAUGGUCGUCUUAUACAGGUGAAGCGUCAAUUGCCACCAGGCGGUCAACCCUCGACAACACUGACACGUACUCCAGUUGCAUUGAAUCCACAGGUUAUCAUACGGCAACAGUCGACGCCAAGUGGGCCAGUGCAGCGCAUGGCGCACAAUAGCCCCAGCUAUGGCUCCAAUAUGGGCAUCUUUAAUCCGCAAACAAACCAGCAGCAGCGUGCUCCGCAGGUGGUGCGCGCCAACAAUGGUAGCCAGGUGCAUUCGGUGAACGUCGCUCCGUCCCCGGCACCGACACCAGUGCAACCGCCGCCACCGCCGCCUGCGAGUAGUAACGGCGGCACAACUAUUAUGAUGACGCCAGCGCCGGUGGCCAAGGGUCCAAGCCUGGUGCGCCAUGUGUUUCCGCCCCAUGCCAUUGGCCGAGCGCGCACACAAUUGCAGGAUCAAAUCUUCAAUGCCAUGGAAAUCUGCACGCAUCUGACAGGCAAAGUGCAGACGCUGACCCAUUCCAAUGCGUACAAUCAGGCACGCAGCUAUAUGGAUCUGAAGGAGCUCUACAUACAUCUGUCCUAUCUAAUGACCUAUGCCAUUGGACGCUUUAAACAGCUGCAGGAUAAGUGCCUAGUGGAUAUGCGCGACAUGGGCUUCAAAAACGACGCCAACAGUUUGGAGAACGGUCAAUUGGCUGCCGAGAAACAAGCCAGCGACGAUGAGGACAACGAAAUCGAGAUUGUGGAGCCCAAAACAGAUACAAUUACUAUCGAUUCUGACAACGAAGAAGAGUCUGCGUCGGGCUCAAGCGCAUCUGUACACAAGGGCUUAAAAAUAACAUCCGUUAAAUCGACGGCCUCGGCAGCGAAUUUACCUAAAGUGGCAACCUCAAAAGGGGAUAUAAACCCAGAUAUUGAUGUUGCAGCUUGCAGCUCUUCGAUUUUGGCCAGUCUGCUGGAAGUGGACACGGAUGGCGUUGCCGAGUUACCAGGCGUUACCGUACCAAAAAAACAACCGCGUAAAAAAAUGACUAACAAACCGAAUCCAGCUCUGCUUCAUUUGGAGCGCCAACGCAUUGAGGAAACUAAGCGCAACGAUGCCAAGCUCAAGAGGAAAUUUGUCGUGAAAUUGAGACGCGCCGAGAAAGAUUUCGAUGUGGCCCGCAAAUGGGUUGAGGAAAAUAAUAAAUUGAACAACUUGAAUGCAACAGCAAAUAGUGAUGCAAAGGCAAUUGUUGUAGAUGGGGGUACAGAUAGUACACAUAAACAGAAGUCUGAUGCUAUACAAAAUAACAAAGAUAUUACCAGUCAAGAUAAAAGCGCGAAGAGAUCAGCUGAAGACCGGGAGAAAUCAAUUGGUGACGAGGUGCUAGAGAACAUCGACACCUCCGGCGGCACUACAACAUUAAUAGACGAAAAAUCUGAGGAUAACACUAAUGUAAACAAAGCAAAUAAUAAAUCAAGCUUAAGCGAUAAUAUAAUAGAUAUGGCUAAUCCUGAAGGUAAUGAAAUCUCAGCUGACAAAGAUCCUAGAGCCGCUAAUACUGCUGACGAAGAAAUAAAUAAAACAGUAGCACCAGCAAACAUAGAUUCAGAAAUAACAGAAGCCGUGGAGGUAAUAGAAUUUAUUGAAACUGUGGAUAAAACUAGUGAAGAUCCUAUGGGAGUACUAGGAAUAAUUGAGUCCCUUGAAGCUGCGCUUGAUAUGGAACCCAUAGUCAUACAUAAUGAAACUGAUAAACCUGUUGCAAUGGAAGUAACAGAUAUAAUACAAUCCUUAACAAGUGAAAUUAAUGCGGCCAAAAGAACUGAAGAUAAAGCUGCGCCUGAUAUGAGAAAUGUCGAAACUAUUCAUGUAGCUGAGGAUGAAACUGUCAUCGAAAUACAUACCGCACCCGAAAUUGAAGAGUCGGAUAGAGUAGAUACUACAGCCGACGAUGAAGCCAGCCAAUCAAUGACUUAUUCUGUAACAUUAGUAGUUCCAACACAUAAAGACACUAAAACUGCUGAAACUUCCGACACAAGCGAUAAGGAUGCUGAUAAAACCACCGCAGCGAAAGUUACAUCCAAAGAAAUACCAACUUCAAGAAAUAAUUCAAUUGAAAUCACUGAGCAGGUAACUGAGGAUGAAACUGCGUCCGAAAUUGAGGAGUCUGUCGUUUCGCCUAUCUGUCCUAGCCAAUCACAAUUUCCAUCCAGUUAUAAGGACAGGGGCACGAACAACGUUGAUCCGGAAACCCACAGCAUAAUUAAGUCUUCUUCAGCUACGUCCACCCGGGAAAACAAUAUAGACACCAGCGCCCAAACGAUUGUGCCAGAGUCGUACACCAACGAUGUAGCAAUUUGAUUGCAUUGCUAAUUUAGUUAAGCAUAUGGAUGUGUAAGAUAAGCAAAGACAAACCCGCAUUCACAUUUUUGUUGCUACAGUUAAUUUGCAUAAGGCUUUUAGGCUCGAAUGUAAUUUGUUAUUAUAGUUUUUAGAAACAUUUUGAAUAUGAUCCUUUAAAUUAUCUUGUCUAUACAUUUAAAAAUUGUAUAUAAUUGACAGGAAUUUUGCAUUUAGUUGUGUAUCUUCAUACGCCUUUUGUUUUCGUUUUCAACGAAAUCAAAUAUGCAAUCAAACAUAAAAAUUCAACCUACAUCAUAAACUAGCACACACACAAUAUACCAAGUUAAGAAAAAGUACUGCAUAGAAUAUGGAUAUCAUUUAUUUUUAAAUUGUACAAAAUAAAUACUUGGCGCAAUAAGAUUAAUGAUCAAUAUAUUUCAUUCAAUCAUGUUGAACAAUAUAAACAGAAUGCUCUGCGAGCGUUAAUAUAAAACGAAACACUUAAUUAUACUCCAAGAAGCUAUGUUAGGAAAUUUGUAUUAAAACGAAUUUAUAUUUU